Molecule: messenger RNA, 1161 nt
Organism: Lathyrus sativus (Indian pea)
Lineage: Eukaryota; Viridiplantae; Streptophyta; Magnoliopsida; Fabales; Fabaceae
Source: the annotation of a GenBank genome assembly
AUGCAAAUGGCUCCUCUAAUGAACUCAAACACUUCAACUCUUGUACUUCACCCUUCAUCACAAGUAGAGGAACCCAAAAAAGAAAAUAUGCUUUCUAUAUUUGACUCAAAUAUGCUCCAAAAGCAAGUGAAUAUACCAAAAGAAUUCAUUUGGCCCUCUAUAGACUUAGUUAGCACAACCCAAGAGGAACUAAAAGAACCUCUCAUAGACCUAAGCAUCAUGAAUAGUGGUGAUGAAAAAGCUAUUGCAAGUGCUGCUGAGCUUGUUAGAAAAGCAUGCUUGAGCCAUGGUUUCUUUCAAGUGAUAAAUCAUGGUGUGAAACAAGAUCUUAUCAAUGAUGCUUAUUGUGAAGUUGAUUCCAUUUUCAAGCAACCUAUUAGCAAGAAGUUGAGUGCUAAGAGGGUAGCUGGUGGAAUCUCUGGAUACUCAGGUGCUCAUGCAGAUAGAUACUCUUCUAAGUUACCAUGGAAAGAGACAUUUUCUUUUGUAUACAAUCAUCAUCAAAAUAGCUCCAACUCUCAGAUUGUUAACUACUUCAAAUCUGUCUUAGGAGAAGAGUUUCAAAACACAGGAUUGGUGUAUGAAAAGUACUGCGAAGCAAUGAAUGAAUUAGCUUUAGUAAUUAUGGAGCUAUUGGCCAUUAGUUUGGGGAUAGAUCGUUUGCAUUAUAGAAGAUUUUUUCAAGAUGGUGACUCAAUAAUGAGGUGUAACUAUUAUCCACCUUGCAAAAGUUCAGCUCUCACCUUUGGUACUGGUCCUCACUCUGACCCUACUUCAUUAACUAUUCUUCAUCAAGAUCAAGUUGGAGGUUUACAAGUUUUUGCAAAUCACAAAUGGCUUUCUGUUCGCCCUAGAUCUGAAGCCUUAGUCAUAAACAUAGGCGAUACUUUCAUGGCGUUAUCAAAUGGGAGAUACAAGAGUUGUCUGCAUAGAGCAUUGGUGAACAAAUAUACAGUAAGAAGAUCAUUGGUUUUCUUUGUGUGUCCAAGAGAAGACAAGGUUGUGAGACCAUCAGAAAAUUUGUUAAGCAAAAAUGAAGCAAGAAAGUACCCUGAUUUCACAUGGGCUAGUUUGUUUGAAUUCACACAGAAACACUAUAGAGCUGAUGUUGCAACCCUCCAAAGCUUCUUUCAGUGGCAUUCCUCUUCAAAAUUAUUAUGA